UUCAAAAUGGCGGGUGAAAAUGAUUCAAAGGUAGAUAUUGCCGUGGAUUUAUCUAAAUGGAGGCCACUUGUUCGUCAUUUCAUUGAUCAGCAUCAGUAUGAAACUGCCUUGUUCUGGGCAGAUAAAGUGGCUUCUUUGUCAAAUGGUGAAGUGGAAGAUUUGUAUUGGAAAGCACAGUGUUUGUAUUUAACGGGGCAGUAUCAUCGAGCAGCACAGACCAUAAGAAGUAAAAAACUAGACAAGACACAUAUAGCAUGCCGUUACCUGGCUGCAAAAUGUCAUUAUGAAUGCAAAGAAUGGCAAGAAUCCUUAGAUGUUUUAGAUAUGAUUGACUUCACAGCUAAAACACCAAAUAAGCAUAAAAGAGAUGACUCCAAAAAUAAUACAAAAGAUUUUGAUUGUAGAGUUCCAACCAGAAAGAGUUCUAUUUAUCUUCUUAAAGGCAAAGUAUAUGAAUCCAUGAAUAAUAGAGGUCUAGCUUCAGAUAGUUACAGAGAAGCAUUACAGUUAGACAUCUAUUGUUAUGAAGCAUUUGAUCUGCUAGUCAGCAUAAUAUGUUAACAAAAUGUCUUCGUCUCGUUUCUUUCAGAACUAUUACUUUUGGAAUCGUUGCCUUUUGAGCAACAAUGCAGUGAGGAAGAUAUUGAUCUUAUCAAGUUUUUAUAUAAAAAUAAGCUGAACAAGUAUACCAAACCCUGUCCACCGAGUUGUCAACCAAAAGUUGAAUCGUUACAGAAUAAUUUAGAUGUAGUAACAGAGCAAGCAGAGAGACAUUAUUAUAACUGUGAUUACCAAACAUGUUAUAAGAUCACAUCAGAUGUGCUGAAUUCUGAUCCGUAUCACAGUCAGUGUUUACCAUUACAUAUUGCAACAUUAGUAGAACUGAAUAAAUCUAAUGCAUUAUUUUAUUUGUCCCAUAAAUUGGUUGACAUGUAUCCUAACCAAGCUGUAGCCUGGUAUGCUGUGGGUUGUUAUUAUCUAUUAAUUGAAAAGUAUGAACUUGCAAGGAGAUACUUCAGUAAAUCUGCCACAUUAGAUAGGAAUUAUGGUCCUUCAUGGCUGGCAUUUGGACAUGCAUUUGCUGCAGAGGGUGAACAUGAUCAAGCUACAGCUGCCUACUUCUCAGCAUCCCAGAUAAUGAGAGGUUGUCAUUUACCUAUGUUGUAUAUCGGAUUAGAAUAUGGAUUGACUAACAACCCACGACUUGCUGAAAGAUUCUUUCGACAAGCAUUAACUAUAGCACCAGAAGAUCCAUUUGUAUUACAUGAGAUGGGUGUGGUUGCUUAUCACAAUCAUGAUUGGGGGUCUGCUGAGAAGUACUUCACUGACGCCUUACAGAUAGUGCAGUAUAAUGGAGCAGAGAUUAUGGCUGAAAAGUGGGAACCUUUAUGGAAUAAUCUAGGCCAUGUGUACAGGAAAAUGGAUAAAUAUGAUAUAGCAUUAACAUAUCACAGACAAGCUUUAGUGCUGUGUCCACAGAAUCCAUCAACCUAUGCUGCUAUUGGAUUCACAUACAGUCUAAAAGCUCAGUUUGCAGAGGCUGUGGAGUACUUCCACAAAGCACUUGGAUUAAAAAGAGAUGAUACUAUUUCAGUAACCAUGCUGGCUGAUACUAUAGAGUUAUAUAUGACUGAUAUUGAACCAUGUCAAGGUUUAGAUGACAGUGACAUGAUUGGAAAGUUUGACAUUACAUCAGCAAAUAAAGAUGAGAGCAAAGAUGAUAUUACAUCAGGUUUAGAUUCUACGAUAGAAGAAGUAGAGAUGGAAGACUAAGAAUGAAAUGUUUCAUACUUGCAUAUUUUGUCACAUAAUGUAAUAGUGUAUGUCA
Messenger RNA from Saccoglossus kowalevskii, 1828 nucleotides. Its product is annotated as cell division cycle protein 16 homolog. Gene Ontology annotation, cellular component: cytoplasm; anaphase-promoting complex. Gene Ontology annotation, molecular function: protein binding. The record is from RefSeq and is a predicted model, not a curated record. Gene Ontology annotation, biological process: positive regulation of mitotic metaphase/anaphase transition; protein ubiquitination; anaphase-promoting complex-dependent catabolic process. Lineage: Eukaryota; Metazoa; Hemichordata; Enteropneusta; Harrimaniidae.